Messenger RNA from Biomphalaria glabrata, 4621 nucleotides. RefSeq names its product protocadherin-1-like. The coding region runs from base 470 to 2101 and encodes 543 amino acids. Gene Ontology annotation, biological process: homophilic cell-cell adhesion. The transcript has 2 exons. NCBI's taxonomy places the organism in Eukaryota, Metazoa, Mollusca, Gastropoda, Planorbidae. Gene Ontology annotation, molecular function: calcium ion binding; cadherin binding. Gene Ontology annotation, cellular component: plasma membrane; catenin complex. The record is from RefSeq and is a predicted model, not a curated record.
UGUACGAGGGGGAGGAUUUAGCACUCAUGGAAGGAGGGCGGUGUAAACUCAACAUUCGAGUGCCAGGAUAAAAUAACGCAGAGAAGCCGGUAACAAUUGUGUUCGUAAAAGUCAUGUCUAUCUUCGUCUUAGGAUAUUUUUGUAAGAGUACAAAAAAGUGACAUUUGUUCAAAGUAACAUUUAUAUCCCGGAUUUGUUAUUAUUUGUAUUUGUUACAAAGAAUUGUGUACACAUUACUAUCACGUACCUCUGAUAUUAUCCACGAAUCUCUACAGUUUGUGAACACAAGUUUAAAGGACGCUAUGGCCUAAACAAAGUGCAACAUGCUUAUAAAGCUUGAUUGUAGCUUGCAAGACAGACUUUGAGUAAAGAAAAACAAGUCUCAUCUUCAUUUCAACGCCAGCGCCUUAUGUCGAGGCAACUUCUAAUUUGAAAAGACAUCCAAUUCUUCCAUUACUAGACCCCAAAAAUGGCCAAUCCUAUCAGCUCACUGAGCAUUUUCUUAUUGCUCGCCUCCCUUUGCACUGUCUUUACACAAGCUAAGAAACCAACACACAAAGCUUCUAGCUCAGCGAAAUCUUUAGAGAUCAAAUUUGGCUUUCUACCUAACCCAAGCCUCAAUCGAUCGAACCUCAUUGUGAUAUCAGAAGAAAUGCCCAUGAAUUCGCUUCUUGGGAUUGUGACUGUGGAAGAGGGUAGCAAGGGAAACAUCCACUGCGAAGAUGAUAGCGAUUACAUCAAGCUCGACAGAUUGGGACCCAAGGGAUUUAAAGUCGAUCUCGCUCGACACCUGGACAGGGAGCUGGUCGAGGAGUUCGUCGUGACUGUGACAUGUCGAGACGUCGACUCGGUGCCGCCAGUUAGUGGCACGCAAAGCUUCAGCGUCCUUGUCCUUGACGAGAACGACAACGCGCCGGUCUUCUCAGAGACCAUCUACAUCGCCAACAUUACCGAGAACAUAGCUAUCGGAGAGCUCGUCUUGACCGUCAAGGCCACCGACGCGGACUCGGACUUGAGCGGCAGUUUUAACUUUUCCCUCUUCGGCUUGGAGAACUAUGGCAACAAGCCAUUCGUCAUCGACCCGGAAACAGGCAGGAUCACGACGCAGCUGGGCGUCGACAGGGAGGCCAACGCUAAUUUCACGUUCACCGUGAUGGCCACAGACAAAGGUAAGCCGGCGAACACGGGCACGGCUGUGGUGGUCGUGUUUAUUGAGGAUGUGAAUGACAACGCUCCGGUGGUAUUGAACCGAGAGCUCAGAACACGUGAGAACCAAGCCGCCAACACCCUUGUGGGUAAAAUAAUCGCAGCAGACAUAGAUGAGGGUAAAAACGCAGAGCUUGUGUUCUCCAAAAUCGAAGAUGACGAUUUUUCAUCUACUGCUCCUUUUGAAGUCAACCCGAACGGGAAUGUCCUGUCCGUGGUUCCGUUAGACAGAGAACAAAGAGCUGAGUACUCGAUGAAGGUCAUGGUCAAGGACAGGGGAACGCCACGCUUAUCCAGCACUGCCACCAUCGUCAUCAUCGUCGACGAUGACAAUGACAAUGCUCCGGAAAUCACCAGCGAUUGCAUGGGGGGCGUUGAUUCAUUUCUCCAGAACGAAGGCUACUUGCAGGACAACGACACGUCAGCCUCUGACCAGGGUCUCAUCUCGGUCGACUGGUACACACCAGACAACACCUCGAUUUAUCAGGUCACAGCUACCGACAGAGACAGCGGCGAUAAUUCUCGACUCGUUUUUGACAUUGAAGCAUCUGCCAAAGAAGAGCCUUCCGCGGAAGGUCUGUUCGCCAUCGACAGGUCACUGGGUGUUAUCACCUUGAGGCGCAAACUCUUGCCUAACGACGGUCUUGUGCACCUUGUCAAUGUCAGCGUGUCAGACAGCGGGAACCCGAGCCGUUCCUCCUACUGUCUCUUAAACGUCACAUUCGACAUUGAACUUUCCCUUCUCGAGACAGCGGCCUCACAAUCAACGGAAAUGAUGCAAUUAGAAAAUGGUCAAACAUCGCACGUUUUUAGAACACUUCCCCUCAGACAUCACGAGUUGGCAAUCGUUUUGCUGGCUGCGUUGUCUUUAUUAGCAACAUAUCUCUUGAAAUAGCUGCCACCUUAGCACUUUUAUCCCAUUAAGAAGAUGUCUUCUGUUACAAUAUGCUUUUUAUUUAUUAUUUAUGUUUUUUUAAAAUCUUCAAUUAAUUAUCUUAUCUUAAUUUAUCUUAUUAAUUCUAUCAUGAAAGCAAGAAAAAAAAAACAAAUGAUAUGAUGUAGAGAUUUAAAUGCAUUUUCAAAAUAUUUUAAAACAAGAAAAAUAUUAAAAACUAGUCGACCCACGGCGUAGCAUACGACGCUAUUUUGCAGGGCCGGCAUUAGGCCACUGCAACCUAUGUGACCGCACUGGGCCCCGCACUUUCAUAGAACCCACUCUAAAUCUAGGUGUAAAUUAUUAAAUUAAACCAUUUUAUAACUUAUAACAGAUUUCCCGCGGCCUCCUGAUUUACCAAAAGCUCUUGGAAAUCUCCUGAAAUUGCAAAAUAUACGAAAAAGUCCUAGAAAUCUCCGGAAAUAAUUUAAAUCUUUUGAAAACACAUAAAAAUCUCCUGAAAUAUAUUGACAAAAAUUGUCAUUUUGGGGUGUUAUUCAAUAUAGAAAACGCCAAUUCUAUGUGCGAUAAAAAAAAACGGCAUUACGCAAUACCCGUAAUUGUGGAUUCUGUUAAAGAAGCUUCUCGCGCCUCAAACUAAUGAAGAAUUACUUGGAGUCAACAAUUCUAGUAGAUAGAUUGAAACAUUUGGUAAUUCUUUCUAUUGAGCGUGAUCUAGGUAGGAAAUAGAAUUUGUAUGAUAUACUGUAUGACUUCGCUACACGCGAGCCUCGUAAAGUAAAUCUGUAUGUAGUAAAGAAUGAAUAAAAUGCAAAGACGAAUUUAUUUUCUAAUACAACUUCUUAAUUUUAACUUAUUAUUAUCUGUAUCCCUACCCAAACUUGGCCCCGCCAAAUCCGUUUCGCAUAGGGCUCAACAAUGAUUAAGUCCGGCCCUGCUAUUUAGUGACGGGUGAAAACAGUAGAUUACUUGUUCUCCCCCGCCUCUCAUUUUUUACGUGGGGUAACUCUAGUCCGACUUGUAGAAAUAAAAAAGUGAUCUUUCCAUGACUUCUUGGUCAUAUAUAUAUAUACUUUUUGAAAAAGACAAUAUCUCCUUUAUACAUUUUUACUUAUCCCCCCACCCCUUUCCGCCCGAGGAAAAAUCUGGUUAAACAAAUGUAUAGAUCUAAUAGACUUUAUAAUAUUGCACUGAUAGGCCUUUAGAUCUAGACUUAGAAGACUAUGCGCAAAAUUUUACCGAACAUUAAUUUAUUAAACUCUUGAAUCUAUGAUGCCUUACAUUUGGAAAUUCCCGAACUGAAGGUCCUAUAAAUAAUGCGAUUGUCCUUUCAAAACCAAUUAUUAAGGAUCGAGAUCGUAAGCCAACUUUAAAUUUAUUUAUUUUUUUUACUUUGAAGAAUUAUCACAGGUACAUGGGAGUUUUUUCCAGUGUGGCCAACAAGCUAGUAAUUCUUUUCUCAGCGAUAUAAUCAACUAUUAAAUUUAUUGGAAAAUUGUUGUAGCCUUUUUUCAGAUGCGUUCUAAGUUCCUCAACCCUCCAUGAAGAUAUGACUUAAAUAGAGGUAUUGUAAAAAUGACUAAAAUGUAUUUCCAAUGGCCUUCCAUUGACGCUGUCAUUAAAUAUCAUACGAAAUGUUAUCAUAGUAAAAUGCCCACUAACAUAGCUUUUAAUAACUCAUAAGAACCUAUUUUCCUAUUCUUUCUCUCUCUUUCUCUCUCCAUCUCUCUCCAUCUCUCUCUCUCUCUCUCUCUCUCUCUCUCUCUCUCUCUCCCACACAUACAGACACAUUAUCAAUUUUAAGGGAUGUUUCACGCAUAUUUGGAAUGUUUUCAUAUUUAUUUGUUCCUAUUCCUAAAUGUUUUAUUUUCAAUCUCAUUUCGAAAGUUUCAUUCACAUUCACCCAGCACUGACAAUGACAAAUUUUGUUUCUCUUCAAUUGCCGGUUAAGCUUUAAAAAUAUGUCUAUUAAACUAUGUCUGUGUAUUAGUUUCAUGACAGAUUUUUGUUAUUGCAUAUUUUUUACAUUUCACUUUUAUAAAUUUUAUAAGCAUCUUUUUUUUUAAUCCAUUUCACAUAAUUUUUGGGGUUAAAUAUAAAUGUGUGCCUUGACUAUUUGUUUUCAUCGUGGUCAACAUUAGAGAUUUAUUUCUUUUGUGUUGCGGUCAACAUUAGAGAUUUAUUCGUUUGUGUUGUGGUCAACAUUAGAGAUUUAUUGACUAUCAUCGCUGUCAACAUUAGAGAUUUAUUUGUUUUCAUCGUGGUCAACAUUAGAGAUUUAUUUGUUUGUGCUGUGGAUAAGAUUAGAAAUUUAUUUUCAUCAUGGUCAACAUUUUAGGUUUAUUUGUUAUCUCUGUGGUCAACAUUAAAGAUCUUAUUGUUAUCAUUGUGGUCAACAUUAUAGAUUUAAUUGCUUCCAUUUCAAGGACGUCAUUUGAGAUUUCAUUGAAUGCAACAGCUGUUAUCUUUGCGUAAUGUUUUGUUUUAAAGAAAUACUCAAUAAACAUCAAAGACAAAAAA